AUGGGAAUAAAAGCGAGCACCGCGAAUGGAGGACAGCAGAGUCCUAGAGCACGCACCUUCUCCACCAGCAGUAGCAGCGAUGUAGUCUCCGGUACCGCAGGCGCACCGUACGAAAUCUCGUCCGCUAGUCCCGAUCCCGAUAGUAGCUCGGCGGAAGAAAAUGCCGCGGCUAGUGCUUCACUUGCUUUGGGAAGAGUUUACGCAACAUCACUACCUACUCAUAUCUGGACGUUGAAUGGUAUCAAAUGCCCAGUAUGUAGCAAAUUCGUGAGUUCUGACGACAUUGAGUGUCAUUUAGUAAUGUGCCUAACGAAGCCUCGUUUAUCAUACAACGAGGACUGUUUAGCCGACGCGAAAGGCGAGUGUGUCAUUUGCUUAGAUGAUCUACGUCCUGGUGAUAUAAUUGCUAGAUUACCAUGUUUAUGCAUCUACCACAAAGGGUGCAUCGACAAAUGGUUUGAGGUGAAUCGUAGCUGUCCCGAGCACCCCGGUGAUUAGUGGCAUUCGAAGUAGCGUGCAUAAGAGUAAACUUAAACGAAAACAAAAAAAACACCUUAGAAGCAUCGCUUUAGGAUCGCGCAGAAGGAGAGCGAGGCUUGGAAGCAGAAGGAAGCAUGGCCAUACGAUGAUUGGUAGCGGAGUCGGGGUGGCAGGCGGCGGAACGGCGAACGACUGGACUGAAAUCGAUUUGAGCCUGCACACGUGGAGAUGGGAGUGUUUAGUUUUAGGCCAUCGGCGACCUGAUCCUGACCCACCGCCUGCGAGAGUGAGGAUCUCGUUGCCUUUGGCGUCUUUUACGUCUACGUCUGCGUAUUAUAGCUAAGUCUGGGCGCUGUUGCAUAGG
Messenger RNA from Anopheles nili, 844 nucleotides. RefSeq names its product E3 ubiquitin-protein ligase ZNRF2. Lineage: Eukaryota; Metazoa; Arthropoda; Insecta; Diptera; Culicidae. The transcript is spliced from 5 exons. The record is from RefSeq and is a predicted model, not a curated record. Bases 1 to 498 code for a protein of 165 amino acids.